Verruconis gallopava is the source of this 2772-nucleotide messenger RNA. RefSeq lists its product as uncharacterized. The record is from RefSeq and is a predicted model, not a curated record. Gene Ontology annotation, molecular function: FAD binding. NCBI's taxonomy places the organism in Eukaryota, Fungi, Ascomycota, Dothideomycetes, Venturiales, Sympoventuriaceae. Bases 501 to 2288 code for a protein of 595 amino acids. The transcript is spliced from 4 exons.
UGCACGAGCGCACGACGGAGCGCUUGUCCCAGACUCUUGUUUUAUUUUUAUUUUUUUGGGAGGCGGCCUGGAGAAGAGACUUUCAGCCGUGAGCGUUGCCGUGCCAUGGCCCCCAUGCGUGCGGGCAUCGCGAUGGGUGAAAAUCGAACAGUCUCCAGGGAACGUCAGCAAUAAAAACAAAAUGAGGUCGGAAAUCUUCCGCGAGUGCCAUCCAGCAUAUAAUCCUUUGACGUUUUCGGGCAGGCCUCGAAGGACUCACAAUGAGCGGUGCCUUUCAGAGAGCGUCGUAUUCUUUUUAAACAAGCCGGAGAUACAGUUGAAAGACCACAAGGAGAGCUUUUGGACGUAAAAGGUCAACCAGCGCGAUCACAGUCCUACUAGGACCCUUUCCCCGCGUUUUAUAUUCACCCUCGUCCUGAGAGACGUUGAAGUAGCGAAGAGAGAAAGAAAAAAAAAAAGGACCUCGUUCAGGAAGCCCAGCAGAGGCUGAAGACAUACCGAUGGAAUCGACGGGGCCCGUAAGAACCGACGUCUUGAUUUCCGGCAGCGGCAGCGCUGGCCUCUGCGCGGCGCUGUGGCUGGCGCGACUCAAGAUUCCGUACGUCGUUCUCGAGAAGAGAGACGGCCCUUUGAAGAUUGGACAGGCGGAUGGAGUUCAGUGCCGAACAGUAGAGGUCUUCGAAAGCUUCGACUUGGACGGCGAGUUGGUCAAGACCGCGUACUGGGUCACCGAAGUGUGCUUCUGGAGCGCCGAUGACAGUCAGACGAGCGGGCAUGGCUCAGGAGACCGCAUAAUGCGGACAGGACGCACCGCCGACGUGCCGCCGGGACUUAGUCACAAGCCGCACGUCAUCAUGAAUCAGGCCCACCUGAACAAGCUGAUGCUCGGCGACAUGGAGAAGCACGGUGGUCGCAACGUGGACUACAACCUCGCCGUGAAAAGCGUCGAGAUGGACGGGUCCGAGCCGGAGUACCCCGUCCGCGUGGUGGCGGAGCGUGACGGGAAGGAAGUCGAAUACAGGGCCAAGUACGUGCUCGGCUGCGACGGGGCGCACAGCGCGGUGCGAAAGUCACUUGGCUACAGGAUGAUCGGCGACACGACGGACGCCGUCUGGGGCGUCAUGGACAUCUUUGCCGACACAGACUUCCCCGACAUACGGAAGAAGUGCGUGAUCCGGUCCAAGGCUGGGAAUCUCCUCAUCAUCCCGCGCGAGGGCGACUACAUGGUGCGCUUCUACCUGGAGCUCCAGCCGGGCACGCAAGCGAAGCAGGUCAAGCUCGAGGACCUGCAGGUGACGGCGAAGAAGAUCCUGAGCCAGUACAGGCUCGAGAUCAGACACACGUUCUGGUGGUCGGCGUACUCGAUCGGCCAGCGCCUGGCCGAGUAUUUCUCAAAGGACAACCGCAUCUUCCUCAUGGGCGACGCUUGCCACACGCACUCGCCCAAGGCCGGCCAGGGCAUGAACCUCAGCCUUCAGGACGGCUACAACAUGGGCUGGAAGCUGGCUCACGUGCUUCGGGGCGUCUGCUCCGCCGACCUCCUGAGGACGUACAAUCUCGAGCGCGAGAAGACGGCCAGGGACCUGAUCGACUUUGACCGCGAGCUGACGGGCCUGUUCAAGUCCGCUCACGACAAGGGCAUCAAGGACGCGGCGCUGCAGUUCAGCGAGCACUUCAAGAAGUCGCUGCGCUACACGGCCGGCUUGACGACCACGUACGAGGAUUCGAGCAUCACAAACGCGGCUGGCAGCGCGCCCACGCUCGCGAAGAACGUGACGGUGGGGAUGCGACUGCCGAGCGCGCAGGUCGUGCGCUUGAGCGAUGCAAAGGCGGUGCCGCUGGCCAAGCUGCUGCAAUCGAACGGACGGUGGCGUGUCGUGGUAUUUGCCGGCAAUCCCUUGGUCGCCGACAUGCUUUCAAGGCUCGAGAGAUUCGCUUCCGAGCUCGCCUCCGCCGGCCACAGCCACGAGCUAGUUGAGCCCAUUCUCGUGCUCAGCGGGUCGCGAACCGCCAUCGACGACGCCGUGGUCGAGAAGAGAAUUCAAGUUCCCGCCGUAUUCAAGCCAAGGGAAGGCGAGUAUUCGCUGGCCUAUCACCACAAAAUCGUCGUCGACGACGAGAGCUACAACUACGGCCACGGCCACGCCUACGACUUCCUUGGCGUUGACCCAAGCAAAGGCGCCGUAGUCACCGUCCGGCCCGACCAGUACGUCUCCAUGAUCUCGAGCCUGGACGAGCCGGGACGCGUCGUGGAUUUCUUCGCUGGCGUAUUUCGGGCCGAUAAUUAGCCCGUCACCGUUGCGCCUGAUGUCCGGGCCGGUCGGGUCAGCCUAAAUGGAAGUGCUGGGUGGUGUUAUUGCGUUCAGCGCCGGCGACGAGGGUGUGCCAUGAUGUAAAAUAUUAAAGAGCUCAAAAGGGAGACUGGACAUGAGCGUGGAUAGAGUCUUGGCUCAAUUUUCGGUCGGAAUACAUUCGCGACGCGAGGUUGACGUUGAUGAUGGUAAUGAUGAUGAAGCAGCAUAUACGCUGGCCGUCGUCGAUCAAUUCACGAUUGUCUGUCUGUCUGAAAGGGAGGUUAAGCGACAUAUUCGUAACCGAGCUCGCCGCAGAGCUUAUCCAGCGCUACUUCUAUCCAAGCACAUUCCCACCAGGUUUACGCCGUUCGAUACGUGAGGUGCUUGCUCAUUCUAGGAGAGGAAAGACCACAGCGGUCUAUCAGCGUUGAAUUUAGCAUGUCAAUUUUUUCCUAAAAAACUGAUCUCUAGUUCCUGU